UUUCUGUUUCCAAGUGUCUGGCUGGGCCUGGACAGUGGCCAGGAGGGCCCUGGUUUUGGCCUGUGGUCCUGUCUUCAGGUGGAAGGAGAAAAGGGCUCCAAGGCGUAGUUCAGGUCCCAUGGUUCUAGGAUCUUGAAGUAACGGACAGCACCAGUGCCUUUUCAUACUUGGACCCUACAAAUGCCAUUGAAGGCGAUAAACAACAACGAUGUUGCAUUUGCCAACAUCCUGCAUGCACUGGGGGAAUUUGGCAAAUUCCAGCAGAGGCUGGUAGCUCUCAUCUUCAUCCCCGGCAUCCUGUUGGCCUUCAUGUAUGCUGAGUGCUUUGUGUUCGCAGACCAGAAGCACUACUGCAACACCAGCUGGAUUCUGGCAGUUGGCCCCAACCUCUCAGAGGCUGAGCAGCUCAAUCUGACCCUACCCCGAGCACACAACGGCAGUUUCCUGACAUGCCUCAUGUAUUUGCCUGUGCCUUGGGAUUUGGAGUCGAUCAUCCAAUUUGGCCUCAACCACACUGCUACAUGCCAAGAUGGGUGGGUCUAUCCUAACUCCACAACUCGAUCAUUGAUCAAUGAGUUUGACCUAGUGUGUGGCAAGAAGCCAGAUGAGGAAAGCCUGCAGUCCAUAUCCAUGGCUGGCUUCCUGACAGGAUCUCUCAUCUUCGGGCUCAUAAAUGACAUGCUGGGCCGUUACCCUGCUAUCCUGAUGUCACUGCUGGAGCUGACCGUCUUCAACUUCGGAACAGCUUUUGUGAGCAGCCUUCACCAGUAUUUUUUCUUCCGCUUUCUUGUCUCCCAAGCAGCGAUGGGUUACACAAUCAGCAGUGUGUGCUUAGCCACUGAAUGGCUAGUGGACAAUCACCGGGCCCACGCCAUCUUCCUGGAGCACUGCUUUAUCUCUGUGGGCGUCCUGUCCCUAAUGGGACUCAGCUACAGCCUUCCCCACUGGCGGCUGCUGUUCCUGGUGGGUGGGGCACCUAUGUUCCUGUUCAUCUUUUACAUCUGGAAUCUCCCAGAGUCCCCACGGUGGCUGAUGACGAAAAGGAAGGUGGAAGAAGCCAAACAGGUGCUGUGCUAUGCAGCCAGUGUGAACAAGAGGAUCAUUCCUUGCAACGUGCUGAAUAAGUUGCAGCUGCCUGGAAAUAUGACAACUGAGGCAUCUGUCCUAGAUUUUUAUAACAAUAGGCACCUCCGCAAGCUGUUCUUGAUGACAGGCUGUGUCUGGUUUACUGUCAAUUACAUCUAUUUUAUACUGAUCUUUAAAAUGAGAGACUUUGGAAUGAACCUUCACAUCAGGGAGGCCAGUUCUAGCAUCAUGAAGGUACCCAUUCGGCUGUGCUGCAUCGUAGUCCUUGAGUGCAAAGGGAGGAAGUGGAGCCUGAUUUUGACUCUCACCCAAACCACCAUCAUAUGUGGCCUCCUUUUGGUCUUCCAAGGUACAGUCCACCUUGCUACCAGCCUCCCUACCUCCUUGGAAACCUCCCCAGUGCCCUGGGCUGGACCCUGAAUUAGGCACCUUGAAGUUGACCCCUUGUACACCCUGAAAGAGCCCCACAGGACAUACUCCCUCACCCACUGAGAGGUCUGAGAGAAGAGAUCGUGCUGUCCAGGGCAAUCAUCUUUGUGUAGGAAGGAAGGCAGGCUUCUUUCCCUGGUUCCAACCCACAUCAGAAGUAGAUCUGGUAGUCACAGGUGAAAUAUUCCUCUAGCUACUGCCCUGGCCCCUCUCUCUGCAGCCCGGCUGGAGUCUCUGUUGUUAUCUGGGACUUUGAAUAUAGUAUAUUCACUGAAAACUGGGUGAGUGAAACGUUGAGCCCAACCACAGGACUAGUUCUUGCUCAGAGGCCUCUCCUUCCUGAGCCCUCAGUACCCAGCUCCUGAGGCUCAGCACUCAGAAAGGAAGAAGGCAAGUGCUGGAAAUAUCCCCAGCAAUUCAAGAGCCCUAGGCAAUGAACACACAUCAGGUUAUGGAACUGGUUCUUUCAGUGAUGGGCUGAGGCAGGGGACUGAUAACAGAGGAGUUGCCAACCUUGGCAGACAGUAAGCAAGAGCUGCAGUCCCAGUCCCUCCUGAGUCUGUGUUUAUCCUUCAGGUUGUGCAUCCAGCUGCCCAGAGGCAGGUAUCCUGAAGAGUCUAGACCAGUCCCUGCAGUGCAGACCCCUGGGAUUAAACACCCCUUACCCAGUUCAUCUUGCACAGAUCAGGCAUGUGGGAACUCAGCUCAGCAUGGUGGACAGUAGCCCGAGAGGCCUUUGGGCCACUUAGCAGGAGACCCAAUGGGCCAAACCCACCUCCCCAGCCAAGGCUCCCACUACAAAGGUACAAAAUGCCAGCCUGGUUGGGCCUCCUCUUACUGAAUGCCUGAGUCUGUGGGCCAGCUGACUAAGUGGCCCGGAUGCUUUCUGCAAGCGAUUGAGAAAGGGCUGAUGAGCCCCAAAGACAGGAUGGCCCCAGACUCAGGGGCCUCUGUU
Molecule: messenger RNA, 2470 nt
Organism: Chinchilla lanigera (long-tailed chinchilla)
Lineage: Eukaryota; Metazoa; Chordata; Mammalia; Rodentia; Chinchillidae
Gene: Slc22a14
Product: solute carrier family 22, member 14
Exons: 8
Coding region: 181-1506 (441 amino acids)
Biological process (GO): transmembrane transport
Cellular component (GO): membrane
Molecular function (GO): transmembrane transporter activity
Source: RefSeq, a predicted model, not a curated record